AUGCACUGGAUCAGCUGGAAGCAGAUUGCAGUUUCGAUUGUUAAGGGUGGGCUGGGCUUCAUGCGAUUGGAAGAAGUCAUGAAGGCCUUCAGAAUGAAGAUGGCGUGGGGUAUCCUUUUCUCCAAUCAGAGCUCUCUGUGGAGCUUGUUCAUAGCUACCAAAUUUCGGCUAAACUUGGUGGCAAAUGGGGUCUCUUCCCAUUGUUCUUUUGCAUCCCCGUUGUGGAAGUGCAUUCAGGCCCAGUUUCAGCGAAUGUUACCCAUGGUUCAAAAGAUGAUUGGGGAAGGAAGUUGUAAGCUUUGGAUAGAUAAUUGGACUAUGCUUAGGCCUCUCCUCAACUUGGCUAAGAGCCCUAUCCCCACGGAGUUGUUGGAUAUGGAGGCUAGUUUCUGCAUUGCUGCUGGCCUUGAUUCAUUCUUCUGGCCCCUCUCCCCAUCCGGCAUGUUCACGAUUCAAUCUGUUAGAGAUGCCUGUAGGUCUCCUUGCCCGCAGUUGGAUUGGGCCAACAAGCUGUGGAAUCCGAAUAUCCCGCCUAAAAUCUCUUUGUUUGCCUGGAAAUUGCUUCAGAAUGCAGUCCCUAUAGAUGAAGCGAUCCAAGCGCGUGGUGUCCACAUGUCCUCUAUGUGUGUUUGCUGCAGCUUCGAUUCGGCUAAAUCAGUGGAAACUGUUAUCCACUUAUUUGUGGAAAGCUUGACGGCGCAGGCUGUGUGGGAUCACGUUGGUUCCAGUUUUGGCGUCAGAGUUAUGCCUGCUUCCUCCAUUUCAGUCAGGUUUUCGCAGUGGAGAGGUGCUCUAGCUGCCAGGAGGUCAGACGCUCAAACGUUUGCCCCUCUCUGUAUUAGCUGGGAACUCUGGAAAGCCUGCAAUGCUACAACGUUUGAAGGUAGGCAAGUAUCAAUUAUGAUAGUGAUUGCAAAGGUCCAUGGCUGGUUCCGCUUCAUUAAUGGCAGCAGCAAGGUGGCUUCUUCCCCAGCACCGCCUUCACUUUCUGUUUCUCCUGGAUCAGUGGUUGUGGAUGCAAGAUAUUCAGAUCAACCCUUUGUUAUUUUUUGGUCCAAGCUAGCUUCCUCGUGGGCUAAGAUCAAUGUGGACGGGUCCUCUCGUGGGAAUCUGGGCCUCUCUGGAGGUGGGGGCGUUUGUAGGAAUGAAAGAGGGGAUAUGCUCUUUGUGUUCACCAGUGCUUAUGGCCGCGGCUCCAGCACAGGGGCGGAAAUUUGA
Messenger RNA from Magnolia sinica, 1218 nucleotides. RefSeq lists its product as uncharacterized. Lineage: Eukaryota; Viridiplantae; Streptophyta; Magnoliopsida; Magnoliales; Magnoliaceae. The transcript is spliced from 2 exons. The coding region runs from base 1 to 1218 and encodes 405 amino acids. The record is from RefSeq and is a predicted model, not a curated record.